Haplochromis burtoni (Burton's mouthbrooder) is the source of this 2871-nucleotide messenger RNA. RefSeq lists its product as uncharacterized. Bases 161 to 1222 code for a protein of 353 amino acids. The transcript is spliced from 6 exons. NCBI's taxonomy places the organism in Eukaryota, Metazoa, Chordata, Actinopteri, Cichliformes, Cichlidae. The record is from RefSeq and is a predicted model, not a curated record.
CAGUGCAUGAAUAUACAAGUACAACUUCAAAACCGGACGCCAACGAUUUCACUCGCCUCUGAGGCUGCUUACUAACAAUUUGGAGUCCGUUCAGAGCACCACACCCACCUUUGUUUUUGAUGGAAAAGCUGCUGACUUGAUCAACACAGGCUGAACAGACAUGGAAGCUGCAGUUGGACUGUUGCUGGUGUUGCUUGGAGUCUCUCAUGGUGUGGAAACUCACUGUGAUGGCAGACGGGAUGGAGCUCAGUGUUAUGGACCUUUGGGAGGAACUGUGAAAAUCCAGCUGAUGGACAACACUUCAGAAAUUAAUAAAUACAAUUUGUUAAAAAAUACAUUAAAAAUAUUAAAUGUAAGAAAUAAUAAGGUUACUUCUAAUUCUAUAAGAGUGGAUCUUUUCCCCAGUAAUGGAACAUUUAGGAUCAAUAACCUGAGCAGCUCAGACAGUGGUAAAUAUACCCUUCAAACCUUUGACUCAGAUGGAAGAUCAUCAGGCGGGUGGACUUUACAGUUGUUCAUUCAAGCUCCUGUGUCCUCUGUCCUGCUGGUUUCUGAGUGUCUGUCCCAGGGAGAGAUGAGGGUGUCCUGCUCCUCUGAGGGAGGGGACAGUCCUCAGUACAGCUGGACUCUGGAUGGACGCACACUGACAGAUGCUGAGCUCCUUUCUGUAAAUAAUGAGACUAACAUCAUCACUCUGAAACAGCACGUGUCAGGACAUCUGGUCUGCUCAGUCAGUAAUAAUGUCAGUAAUGUCUCCAAAGAGGAGAGAAUAUCGACCUGUGGCUUUAUUUUCAUUAACUGUACUUCAGUCAAUGGGACACAGAUAUCACGGUGGGUGUAUAAAGCUAAUAACACCCUGUGUACUCCACCAAAACAGACUUCUGUGGGUAAGGAUUAUGGAACUACCAUCAGUGAUGAGCCAUGGUACAUUAGAAAUUUGCCACUGAUCGGUAGUGUUCUCUCAGCGCUGGUAAUUUUCUUGGUUGUUGGUGUAGUAGUCAUAUGUGCUUGGAGGAAAAAGCAAAACAGCAAACCUACAAAAAAGGAGGAAGAAGAUGACCAGGAAGUCUUUGCUGAUGUCAAGUUUGUCAAAAGGCAGGCAAACCAAGCUGAGAAAAAAGCUGCUGUGGAGUACGGCCAAGUAAAUUCUGCAAAGCGACCUCGGAGGCCUGAACCAGCAGGAACUGAUUGUGUGUAUGCUAACGUCCAUAAAGUCAGGUGAAGAAGUGCUCAGUGCUUUUGGACAGACAGCUCCACUGAAAGUAGCUGGAGUGAGGAGCUGAUGUUAAGAUGCCUAAAGGUCCUUCAUUUAAUGUAAAUUCCCCGUAUAAAAUACAAACCAUAGCUUAUAAGGUUUAAUGUAUUGGACUAUUUAACUGUCACUUUUGUAAUAUAUCAGGUCAUUAACACAACUAUUGUUACAUGACCUCUUGAUUUAAUUACAAACACUGAGUGUUUUCUGCAUCUGUACUCUGUGGAAGCCUUUGACUAGUUCUUCACUUGGUAAAGGUUCGACCAACAUGUAAAUGGAAACAUGAUAAAGAGAAAGCAUUUUAACAUUUAUGAAAAUAUGACUGUAAAUAAAACGUCUUUUGUACCACACUUGUUAUGUGAACAAAAAUGUAGCUUUUCAUAUAUUUUGGUUUUUGCACAGACACACUAUAACAGUGUAAUUGUAGAAUAUAAAUGGGAUAUACCCCUGAGAGUGAGUACAUAGUAGUGGUGGACAAGCAGAAGAGAAAGACUGUAGUGACAGAUGUGGCUAUACCAAGUGAUAGAAACAUCUGGAAGAAGGAACACAAGAAGCUUAAGAAAUACCUAGGGGUGAGAGGGAAGCUAGAGAAGAUUUGGAAGGUUAGGCCAGCAGUGGUCCCAGUGGUAAUCAAAACACUUGAGGCUGUGACUCCCAAAAUGGGCAAGCAGCUCAGAGAUUCCAUGAACAACAUCCGAGAUCUGUGUCCAGAAGAGCACAGUCCCAGGAACAACAAAGAUCAGAUCAUCAAACAAAUUUAAAUAAAAGACAAUGAUAAGACAAAUAAACAGAAAAUGGGAGGAUAAAAUCCAAACCUACAUAGCCCUGUGUGAAAAACUUGUGGGACAUUUAGAGACCUAUUAAGAUCUAUUAAGAUGGUGGUUUAUAGCAGUUGACACAUCGCUGUGGGUAUUAGGGUGUGGAGUCCGCUUGCCUGAUAUGUGUCCACUUGAACAAAAGCUUUUAGUGAUAUAUUCACCACUAGCUGUCCUUCUCAGGUUAUUGAUCCUAAUUAUUGCAUUAGUGGGACCACAAACCUGUUUCUGUGUUAUAAAGUAGAACCUUAUUCUUUUUUCCAGUGAGUACUUUUGAUUGAUCCUUUAACAGCUAGAAUCUAAAUAUGCUGUCUAAAUAAAGUGUUAUCCAUCACUUAAAUUGCCACAGAUCACCCCAAAGCUUCAUAGUGCACCCUGCCUUCACAAAAGGUUUCCUCAUCUGCAAAUAGAAAAAGAGCAAGCAUCACCAUUUCGAGUUAUCAGUCCCAACCAGAAGGACUCUGACCACAAUUUGUAAAUGUUAACCAAAAACAGAAAAAAGACAUUUGGUUGCACCCAUCUGUCUUAGUCCAUGCUAUGCAAAGGUGCUUUAUGCAAGUCUGUGUCUGAAACACAUUUAGGGUUCAGCUAACAACACUAAACAACAGCUAAAUAUUACACCUGGGAAAAAAAGUCAAUUAAAUUAAUUCAGUUUUAUUUACCUGUUUAGCUUCAUGUGACGGCAUCAUGGCCUGCUGUGUCACCACCAAUAAUACAACUUACACUACUAAUGAAAAAGAGACACUGUAGGGUCACUGUUCCUAUCUUCAACCAACAAAAGAAUAUCAUCUAACUAGUAAUCCC